UGCUCGUUUACACAAACCGGUCACAUUCGCUGUGAGUGUAGCGGGCGAAUGAACAAGUCUGCGGGAGAGCGAGGCAGGCGACUUAAACCUACGAAGUAGGCAUCGUUCUUUAUUGGCUUUAACCUGUCUUGUGUGGUUGUGUCUUUUGAUGGUUACAACRUCAAGGGAUUAUUAUCGAACGACACGUUUCCCUGAAAUGAAACCAGUCGAUCAUGCCCCCUAGAUAGCAGCCUCACCACCCCUUUACUCCCCCCCUUACCCCUCUCGUCCCCUACUCUCCGGUGGUCCACGAUGCCCCCGCGGAAGCGGACSCGCCCCGCCCUGGGGUUCCUGUGCUGCUUUGGCAGCAGCGAGCCCCCGGAGAUCAACCUGAAGGACAGCGUGCCCCUGCAGUUGCUGGAGUUCAGUGCCCCCAUGCCCCCGGCCGAGGAACUGCACGCACGUUUCUCUGAACUGGUGGAUGAAUUGGACCUGACAGACAAGAACAGGGAGGCAAUGUUUGCUCUACCUGCCGAGAAGAAAUGGCAGAUCUACUGCAGCAAGAAGAAGGAGCAAGAGGACCCCAACAAGCUGGCCACAAGCUGGCCCGACUACUACAUCGACCGCAUCAACUCCAUGGCUGCUAUGCAGACCCUCUUCGCCUUUGACGAGGAGGAGAUGGAGAUGAGGAACAAAGUGGUGGAGGACCUGAAAACAGCGCUUCGGACUCAGCCAAUGAGGUUUGUGACGCGCUUCAUUGAGCUCGACGGCCUCACCUGCCUGCUCAAUUUCCUGCGGAGCAUGGACUACGAGACGUCGGAGAGCCGCGUGCACACCUCGGUCAUCGGCUGCAUAAAGGCUCUGAUGAACAACUCACAGGGUCGAGCCCACGUGCUGGCCCACCCGCAGAGCAUCAAUACCAUCUCCCAGAGCUUGCGGCAGGACAACGUCAAGACCAAAGUGGCCGUGCUGGAGAUCCUGGGCGCAGUGUGCCUGGUGCCCGAUGGCCACAAGAAGGUGCUGCAGGCGAUGGCCCACUACCAGAAGUAUGCUGCCGAGAGGACCCGCUUCCAGACGUUACUGAAUGAGCUAGACAGAAGUACGGGGCGCUACAGAGACGAGGUCAACCUGAAGACAGCCAUCAUGUCCUUUAUCAACGCUGUGCUCAAUGCCGGAGCUGGGGAGGACAACCUGGAGUUCCGCCUCCACCUUAGGUACGAGUUCCUGAUGUUGGGGAUCCAGCCCGUGAUUGACAAGCUCAGAGGGCACGAUAAUGCCAUUCUGGACAGGCAUUUGGACUUCUUUGAGAUGGUGAGGAAUGAGGAUGACUUGGAACUUGCCAAGCGUUUUGACCUGACCCACGUGGACACUAAGAGCGCUGGCCAGAUGUUUGAGUUGAUCAAGAAGAAGUUGAACCACACAGACGCCUAUCCUUACCUGCUCUCUAUCCUCCAGCACUGCCUCCAGAUGCCCUACAAACGCGGAGGGGGCAGUCUGCAGCAUUGGCAGCUCCUAGACCGGAUCCUGCAGCAGAUAGUCCUACAAGAUGAGAAGGGAGAGGACCCGGACAUAGCGCCCCUAGACAACUUCAGUGUCAAAAAUAUCAUUCGCAUGUUGGUCAAUGAAAAUGAGGUUAAGCAAUGGAGAGACCAAGCAGAGAAGUUCAGGAAAGACCACGCAGAGCUUAUGGCCAAGCUGGAGCGGAAAGAGAGGGAAUGUGAUACCAAGACGCAGGAGAAGGAGGACAUGAUGAAGACCCUCAACAAGAUGAAGGACAAACUACAGAGAGAGGGAGUAGAGUUGCGGUCAGCGCGGGACCAAGUGCUCGACCUGCACUCGCGCAUCAGUGACAUAGCAGGUGACAGCGUACCUUUCCCUCCUCCGCCCCCUGGUGGCCCCGUCCCCCCUCCCCCCAUGACCGGAGGCUUCCCUCCGCCACCUCCCCCUUUGCCAUUCAGCUGCCCUCCUCCUCCCCCUCCUCCACCUGGAGGCCCUCCUCCUCCUCCUGGAGCUCCACCCAUCUUCUCUGGAAUCCCACCUCCUCUGGGCCCACCUGGAUUUGGUACCACUGCAACCAUGCGCUCCAAGUCUAUCCCGCAGCCCUCGCACCCGCUCAAAUCCUUCAACUGGGCCAAGCUGGGAGAGAACAAGAUCACUGGCACCAUCUGGCACGACGUCGAUGACCUGAGGGCRUUCAAGAUCCUCGACCUCAAGGACAUCGAAAAGAUGUUCUCGGCCUAUCAGAGACAGCAAGAGCUGCUCACUAACCAAUCCUUCAAGCAGAAAGAAACAGGCUCGAUGGAUGACCUGUACCUGAGCACUCGCAAGGUGAAGGAGCUGUCGGUAAUCGACGGUCGCCGCGCUCAGAACUGCGUCAUCCUGCUCUCUAAGUUAAAAAUGAGCAACGAGGAGAUCAAGAGGGCCAUUCUAGAGAUGGACGAGCGGGAAGAGCUAGCCAAGGACAUGCUGGAGCAGCUGCUGAAGUUUGUCCCUGAAAAGAGUGACAUUGACCUCCUGGAAGAGCACAAACACGAGCUGGAGCGCAUGGCCCGUGCUGACCGCUUCCUCUUCGAGAUGAGCAGAAUCGACCACUACCAGCAGAGACUUCAGGCCCUGUACUUCAAGAAGAAAUUUGCAGAGCGCCUGGCGGAAACCAAGCCCAAGGUCGAAGCCAUACUGAGUGCCUCUAAGGAGGUGGUCCGCAGCAAGAGGUUGACUCAGACCCUGGAGGUGGUCCUGGCCUUCGGCAACUUCAUGAACAAAGGUCAGCGGGGCAACGCCUACGGCUUCAAGGUGUCAUCCCUCAACAAGAUCGCAGACACCAAGUCCAGCAUAGACAGGAACAUCACCAUGUUGCACUACCUAAUCAUGAUCUUUGAGAAGAACUACCCUGACAUCCUCCACAUCCAGCAGGACCUGCUCAGCAUACCUGAGGCAGCCAAAGUCAAUCUGGCUGAGCUAGAGAAAGAGGUGCACAACAUCAAGAGUGGACUGAAGGCUAUAGAGACGGAGCUGCAGUACCAGCAGAGCAGGACGACGGACCGAGGGGACAAGUUUGUCCCCGUGGUGGGGGACUUCAUCACAGUGGCCAGCUUCAGCUUCUCUGAGCUAGAAGACCUUCUGAACGAGGCCAAGGACAAGUUCACCAAGUCGCUGAAGCACUUUGGGGAGGAGCAGGAUCGCAUGCAGCCCGAUGAGUUCUUUGGGAUCUUCGACACAUUCCUGGUGUCGUUCGACGAAGCCAGGCAGGACCUGGAGAACAUGCAGCGCCGCAAGCAGGAGGAGGAAAGGAGAGCACGCAUGGAGGCCAUGCUGAAGGAGCAGCGAGAGCGUGAACGGCGGGCCAAGAAGGGUGGCGCCACGGAUGAGGUGGGGGGCGAGUUUGACGACCUGGUGUCGGCGUUGCGCUCCGGCGAGGUCUUCGACAAGGACCUGUCCAAACUCAAGCGCAACCGCAAGCGUUCGGUCAACCAGCUAGUGGAGGGGGGUGGACGCGAAAGACCGGUCACCAAGGUCAACUAUUAAUGACCCCUGGCCCCCAAGAGUCAUAGGUGAAUGGGAAACAACAAACAAUGUUGGCACUGUUUUCCUCACCGGUGAACUCUAGAGGUUAAGGGUCAGAGGGUAAGAUUUUGGGUGUCGGAUUGCCGUUUUGAUAUAGCAGCCACACAACCCAUCGGAAGGAAAGUAGACUUUGAGUUGACGAGAAUUGCUCUUCUUCAAAACUCCACCAAGACACCUGACCCCAUCUUCAGAAGUGGACUACAGACACUUAGACGGACUGACAGACGGACCACUGUGACAUGACUCCCUUUCCACUUUAGACCACCUCUCCAUCCCCUUUUGACCACAUCGCUCCAGAACUGUGCUCCAUGUCUCUCUUUGUCGAUCCCCCUCUUUCUCACCGUGCUCUUCCACUCACACACACACACUCUAAUAAUAAUAAUUUGAUAUCGCAACUUCAUUACAUAAAGGAAUCUCAAAGCGGUGUAAAGCAACAACAAAAACAAACAAUAAAAUAAACAUAAUGAGAAAAUUAA
Salvelinus sp. IW2-2015 is the source of this 4019-nucleotide messenger RNA. RefSeq names its product dishevelled associated activator of morphogenesis 2 (gene daam2). Gene Ontology annotation, biological process: negative regulation of oligodendrocyte differentiation; regulation of non-canonical Wnt signaling pathway; positive regulation of canonical Wnt signaling pathway. The record is from RefSeq and is a predicted model, not a curated record. Gene Ontology annotation, molecular function: small GTPase binding; actin binding. NCBI's taxonomy places the organism in Eukaryota, Metazoa, Chordata, Actinopteri, Salmoniformes, Salmonidae.